AUGGCGGACAAGGGAAAAAUCCCGCGUCCGUCGACUUCCAAGCCGAAGACCGCGCCCAAGCCCGUUAAGGCUAAGGUGCAGGCGCGGCCCGCGAGAGUCCGCAGCACAUCAGCCCCCGAGCACGAGCCCGAGGUGAGUAAAAGACCUGUUACUCAGCGCCAGGCGGAGCGCGUUGCGACCACGGCUGAUGAGUCGGCGCGAUUACACGCCAGGCUCAUCACCACCACUCCGCUGCAACCGCGCCCGCCGAAGAGCGCUAAACCUCGCACUUCCCCCGACGAUUCAGAUCGGGAGGAAAAGAUUCCCAGGCGGGGCCCGACCCCCGCGCAACCAACGGACAGCGCCGCCGCCGCUCCGGCCGCGGUGCUUGUCCACGACGUGGUUCGUGACGGA
Molecule: messenger RNA, 393 nt
Organism: Iphiclides podalirius (scarce swallowtail)
Lineage: Eukaryota; Metazoa; Arthropoda; Insecta; Lepidoptera; Papilionidae
Source: the annotation of a GenBank genome assembly